CAUUACGCAAAGCAGGCGGAACAACUAUCUGGGCUGGAUCCGGAAGUCCGGGCGGAGCCUAGCUGCGUGGUCCUUGUCUGUCCGGCUUCGUUGUGCUCCUAGCAGCUCUUGGCGGUCCUUGCCGGAAGUGUAGGAAGAAAGUGGGCAGAUUUGAACACCUCUCUUUUCAAGCUUGUCUGAUCAUCAUGAUGAAGCUUAGACACAAAAACAAAAAACCAGGUAAAGGUUCCAAAGGCUGUAAGAAGCCUGCAAGGCAGAAUGGGAAGAAAGUAGCAUCCAGACCAUCGUCCGCUCCCCAGUUUGUUCAUGGCAAUGAUCAUGCCAGUCGGGAGGCCGAAUUAAAGAAGAAAAGGGUUGAGGAGAUGAGGGAGAAGCAGCAGGUUGCCCGGGAGCAAGAGAGACAAAGACACAGGACCAUUGAGAGCUAUUGUCAGGAUGUCCUGAAACGCCAGGAGGAGUUUGAACACAAGGAGGAAGUUUUGCAGGAAUUGAAUAUGUUUCCUCAGUUGGAUGAUGAGGCCACACGGAAGGCCUAUUACAAGGAGUUCCGUAAGGUGGUAGAGUACUCUGAUGUGAUUCUGGAAGUCCUGGAUGCUAGAGACCCAUUGGGCUGCCGCUGUUUCCAGAUGGAGGAGACUGUCCUUCGGGCAGAAGGCAACAAGAAGCUGGUCUUGGUCUUGAAUAAGAUUGACCUGGUUCCCAAGGAGAUUGUGGAAAAAUGGCUGGAUUACCUUCGCAAUGAGCUGCCAACUGUGGCUUUCAAGGCCAGCACCCAGCAUCAGGUCAAAAACUUGACUCGGUGUAAAGUUCCGGUAGACCAGGCUUCUGAGAAUCUGUUGAAAAGCAAAGCCUGUUUUGGAGCUGAAAACCUCAUGAGGGUCCUGGGGAAUUAUUGCCGCCUAGGGGAAGUGCGUACCCACAUUCGUGUGGGCGUCGUAGGCCUUCCCAAUGUGGGGAAGAGCAGUCUGAUCAACAGCCUGAAGCGCAGCCGUGCGUGUAGCGUGGGAGCUGUUCCUGGUGUCACAAAAUUCAUGCAGGAGGUCUACUUAGACAAGUUCAUCAGGCUCCUGGAUGCUCCAGGCAUUGUCCCAGGACCCAAUUCAGAGGUGGGCACCAUCCUGCGUAAUUGCGUCCAUGUGCAGAAGCUGGCAGACCCUGUGACCCCGGUGGAGACCAUCCUUCAGCGCUGCAACCUAGAGGAGAUUUCCAACUAUUAUGGAGUCUCUGGAUUCCAGACUACUGAGCACUUUUUGACUGCAGUGGCCCACCGCUUGGGAAAGAAGAAGAAGGGAGGUGUAUAUAGUCGAGAGCAGGCUGCCAAAGCUGUCCUGGCUGACUGGGUGAGUGGGAAGAUCAGCUUCUAUAUACCACCACCACCUACUCACACUCUGCCCACGCAUCUCAGUGCUGAGAUUGUUAAGGAGAUGACUGAGGUCUUUGAUAUUGAAGAUACUGAGCAGGCCAACGAAGACACCAUGGAAUGCUUGGCCGUGGGAGAAUCCGAUGAGCUGUUGGGUGACAUGGACCCACAAGAAAUGGAUGCCAAGUGGCUCCAUUCUCCGCUGGUGAAAAUAGCAGAUGCCAUUGAAAAUAAAACCACCGUAUAUAAGAUUGGAAACCUCACUGGGUAUUGUACCAAUCCAAACCGUCAACAGAUGGGGUGGGCUAAACGCAAUGUGGACCACCAUUGCCCCCAAAACAAUCGUACAGUGGAUGGCAGUUCAGUGGACCGCCGCCCAAUGUUGCAGAGGAUCCUGGAGACAGACCCACUUCAACAAGGCCAGGCUUUGGCAUCUGCCUUGAAGAAUAAGAAAAAAUUGCAGAAGCGUUCAGAUAAACUUGCCAAUAAGUUGUCUGACUCCAUGAUGUCUAUGCUCGACCUCUCUGGCAACUGUGACGACACUGCUGGUGACUGAUCAACCAAUCUUCUCCUCAUACUGCAAACACUGAUUCCCAUGGGAUGGGAGAAUACAGAUGGCAUUCGAUUCUCCCUGAUGUACCUACAUAUUAGAACACCCCCCAUACAAUGCAUCUUCUGCACGGUGCCCUCCAUUGUCAUCAGUUCAGAGUCUCAAAGGUCUGGAGCUGCCAAACCCCAAUGCCCUCCACUUAAUUCUUACUGUCUUUGAAAAUGACUUUUUGUUUGUUUUUGUGGUGCCAAGGAUUGAACCUAAUAGGUCCUCACACAUGUUAGACAAACAUUCUAUUACUAAGCUGUAUCAUUAUCAUCAUCACCAUCAUCCAUUACUAUCAUUGGAGAAAGAUUCUGCUUACUCAGCUUCCCAAGUAGUGGGAUUACAGGCUUUUGCCACCACUUCCAGCUCCCACAGUGUUUUAUAAGAUAAAAUAUCAGUAGAGUCUUAGCAUGGUAGCUACAUACCUGUAAUCCUGGAAUUAGGAUUGCAAGUUGUGGGACAACCUGGACUAUCAGGCAAGACCCUUUCUCAACAAAACAAACAAGUUAAUCUAAGCACGUAGAAGGCAGAGACAGGCAAAUCUCUGAGUUCUAGGCCAACCUGGUCCAGGGCUACACAGAGAAACUCUGUCCUGAAAAACCAAUAAGUAAAUAAAUAAAAUUGUAAUUGUUAAAAAUACAAAUAAGCCAAGCCCAAGUGCAAGCAAUGUACUCUUAAUUCCUGUGUCCCACCCUGUGGGUUAGGCUGAUAAGGGUUGACCUCUUGGACAGGUGAAUGUUCUAAAGGAAAGACUGCUGAGAAGCCUGGUGGCAGUGGUGGUGGGGUUGUCCUUGGACAGGUGAUCCUUUUUGUUUUUAUCACCCCACAAGACCUCAGUGUCUGGGCAUUUAAGGCUCUUGGCUAUGCAUUUUCCAAUCCAAUAGGUAGGUCUUCAUCUGGGUAGUGUAGGAAUAGAGAACCACAGUGGGGAGUCUUCUAUAUCUCUGGAAGUGUCUGGGGAUAGGGAAGAGGGCUGAAGAUUCUAGAAUGGGGUAUAUGUAUCAUAGGAAGUUUGAAAGUCAUUGGCUGCAGGAUGUUCAGACAGAGUUAGGUACUGGCUGAGCACAAACUAUGAGACUCCAAGAAUCAGUUUAUGUCCUUUAGCCUUCAAUACCUCCAUCCCUACCAGGAAAAGCUGACAGAGUGCUUACAACAACGUGAAAUGGUGUUGUGCUAGGUUUAAGACAAGUGUAAUUAAAAUCGUAUGCUAGCCUUUUGUUUUGUAAUGUAUUAUCUUCUCAACACUGGAUCACUGGUCAGACAUCUACCCUGUGGUGUUUUCUGUUGUCAGUCUUUCUAAAUGCAUCUUUAAAAACUGGUAGUAUUUUAUGAAAACUAUGCUUUUCAAGUCUCUUAAAUGAUGUUCAACUUAAUUCACUAAUGUCAUUGAAGUUUUGGUAGAUAAUAAUGUAUUAGAAAUAAAAGCAUCUAGACCCUUAGGGACACAAUCUAGCCAAAAUAAAAUAGAACUAAAAUAAUCAUGUCAUGAUAAGAGUUUCAGACUCUAACCAGGUUAUUCGCUCACACCAGUAAUCCCAGCACUCAGGAUGCUGAGGCAGGAAGAUGGCUGUGAAUCUGAGUCCAGCCUGGACUGCAGAGUAAGAGGCUGUCUCAAAGCAAAAUAUUAAUAAUACUCUAACUCUAAUGUAUCUUAAGGGAGUGUGUGUGUGCAUGCACAAAGGGUCUCCACAUGUAGCCCAGGGUAGUCUUGAACUCCUGAGCCUUUUGAUUAGCUUCCCAAGUGCUGGAACUACAGAAGUUUGCCAUCAUGCCUGGUUGGGUCUUAAUUCCUAAAGCAAUUUCUUAGAUCUUUAUUCUCCUUUUAAAAAAUAAUUUUCUAUAGUCAAUUUUAUCCUUUUUAAAUUUGAGUUCUCUAAGUUUGGACACUUGUUAACAGGCAUAGUCUUCGAUCAUUAUCAAGAUACAGAAUUUUUAGCCAGGCUUUGGUGGUGCAUGCCUUUAAUCCCAGCACUCCGGAGGCAGAGGCAGGUGGAUCUCUGAGUUUGAGUCCAGCCUGGUCUACAAAGUGAGUUCCUGGACAGCCAGAACUGUUAUACAGAGAAACCUUGUCUUGGAAAACAAACAAAACAAUAACAGAAAAAAAGUAUACAGAAUUUUUUGUGGCAUUCUCCCCAAACUUACCAUAUCUCCUUAUAAUAUAGCCCUGUCCCUAUCCUCAUAUCCUAGCAAGCACUGAUCUUUUUCCUGCUCCUUAUUGUGGACAUUAUAAGUCACACAGGAGCUUGCUUAAUGCCAUUAGGCUUUUGGUUUGUACUUUGAAACUUUAUAUUUGAGUAAAAUACAGUUUAUAAGCCCUGAUAAAUGGAUAAAGUUGAGUAUCAAGAACAGAAGGAUUCUAUUAGCCUCCCCCACCAUCUGCUGUGAUGUCAAAUCUAGUUGUCUCAACCUAACCCAUGCCAAUCACUGACGUGUGCUUUCACUUUCUGCCUUGUCUCUUGAAAAGAGUUGUAAGUGGAAUUGAACAGUAUGUAACUUUUGAGAAUAACUUGCUGUGAAUUAUAGAUUUGAGAUCUGUAUCACUGGGUGUAUCAAUAGUCCUAAUUUCUAUUUCAUACUUCAUUGUGUGGAUGUACUACUGCUUAUUCAAUCCCAAGUUGGAAGACAUCCUUUACAGUUGAGGAGGAAGUUAUGAAUAAAGCUGCUAUAAGAACUUGA
Messenger RNA from Cricetulus griseus (Chinese hamster), 4631 nucleotides. NCBI's taxonomy places the organism in Eukaryota, Metazoa, Chordata, Mammalia, Rodentia, Cricetidae. The record is from RefSeq and is a predicted model, not a curated record.